Pseudopipra pipra is the source of this 2745-nucleotide messenger RNA. Its product is annotated as serine/threonine-protein kinase MARK2-like. NCBI's taxonomy places the organism in Eukaryota, Metazoa, Chordata, Aves, Passeriformes, Pipridae. Bases 354 to 1286 code for a protein of 310 amino acids. The record is from RefSeq and is a predicted model, not a curated record. The transcript is spliced from 3 exons.
CAGUGUCCCCUCAGUGUCUCCUCACUGUGUCCCCUCAGUGUCCCCUCUGUGUGUCCCCUGGGCUGCUGCUGUGUCCCCUCACUGUGUCCCCUCAGUGUCCCCUGGCUGUGUCCCCUCAGUGUCCCCUGGCUGUGUCCCCUCGGUGCCCCAGGGGUUCUCUGUCCCCUCUGUUUGUCCCCAGGCUGCCCCCCCAGCACCCCCAGGGCUCCUCAGUGUCCCCUUGUCCCCCCAGGGAUCCUCUGUCCCCCUCGGGGUGUCCCCUUGGUGUCCUUCAGGGCUUCUCUGUGCCUUGUCCCCUCUCUGUGUCCUCCCAUGUCCCCUCCUGUCCCUUGGGGUCCCCUUGCUGUCCCUGCAUGUCCCCUCCUGUCCCUGCCAUUGUCCCCUCAGGGCCCCCCCCCAUGUCCCCUCCUGUCCCUGCAUGUCCCGUGCCAUCCCUUUGGGGACCCCCAAUGUCCCCUCCUGCCCCCUCCUGUCCCACCUGGGACCUCCCCUGUCCCCUCCUGUCCCACCUGGGUCCCCCCCUCUCCCUUCCUGUCCCACCUGGGACCCUCCCUGUCCCCCCCUGUCCCACCUGGGUCCCCCCCCUGUCCCACCUGGGUCCCCCCCUGUCCCCUCCUGUCCCACCUGGGUCCCCCCCUGUCCCUCUGUCCCCCCUCCCCGUGUGGCCCUGCAGGAGGGGGGUGUGGGGGUGCUGCUCCUCCCGGGACCCCCAGCCCCUCCCGGUGCCCCCACCCCCACUCGAGGGGGUUUGGGGGGGGUCGAGGGGUCCCUGGGGGGGUGGGGUGGGGGAGGGGGGUGGCUCUGUCCCGGCCCCCUCCCCCCCCCCAACGUCGCCCUUCUCUUCUGUUUGUCUUUGUAGAAAUCUGUCUUUCAGGUUUGCCAGAAGGAACCCGCACGAGCCCGAGAGCAAGGACAGGGUGGAGACGCUGAGACCGGCCGUGGGCCCCGACAAGGACCCCCGGGACGCCGGCGCUCGCGACGCCAAACCGCGCUCUCUGCGUUUCACGUGGAGCAUGAAGACCACGAGCUCCCUGGAGCCCGGGGAGAUGCUGCGCGAGAUCCGCAAGGUCCUGGACGCCAACAGCUGCCGCUGCGAGCCCCAGGAGCGCUUCGUGCUGCUCUGCGCCCACGGCAGCCCCGGCCACGACUCCUUCGUGCAGUGGGAGAUGGAGGUGUGCAAACUGCCCCGGCUCUCCCUCAACGGCGUCCGCUUCAAGCGCAUCGCCGGCACCUCCAUGGCCUUCAAGAACAUCGCCUCCAAGGUGGCCAACGAGCUCAAGCUCUGAGCCACCGCCCCCCGGGCGCCGGGGAGGGCCCCCGGGGCGGCCGCCGAGCCCGAGCUCUGAGCCACCAUCGCCACGGAGCGACUCCGAGGUGGGCACCGCGCUGCGGGUCGUGGGCACGGACGCUGUGACCCGGGAGUGCCUCCGGGGUGGCCACCGAGCUCGAGCUCCGAGCCCCGCGCGGGGGAGGGGACCCAGAGCGCCUCCGGGGCGGCCACCGGGCUCGGAGUCGUGGACACGGAUGUGGCAACCCGGGAGCGCCUCCGAGGCGGCCGAGGAGCUCCGAGUCGUGGACGUGGUGACCUGGAGCCCUUCGGAGGUGGCCACGGAGCUCUGAGCUGUGGACGCGGACGUGGCAACCCGGGAGCGCCUCUGGGGUGGACAAGGAGCCCAAGCUCUGAGCCACGGACAGGGAGGGGACCCAGGACACCACAGUGGCCACCAAGCUCCAGGUCACGGACACGGACCGGGAGGGGACCCGAGACACCUCCAAGGUGGCCGAGGAGCUCCAAGUCAUGGACGUGGAUGCGGUGGCCUGGGAGCACCUCCAAGGUGGCCACUGAGCUCUUGAGCCAUGGACACGGCCAGGAGGGUCCCCAGGGGGGACACGGGAGCACCGGAUGGACCUGGGACCUCUGGGGAUCACCUGGAUGGACCCUCUGGGGGGUCCAGGUAUUCAGGGGGACGUCCUGGAUGGACCCACGGUCACCUGGAUGGGCCUGGGACCUCUGGGGACGUUCUGGGGGGUCCAGGGCCUUGGAGGAUGUGGGGACAUACUGGAUGGACCUUUGGGGACAAGUGUCCAGGCCUGGAUGGCCCUGGGACCUGUUUGGGGACACCCUGGUGGCCCAAGGACUGUGGGGAUCUUCUUGGGGGGAGGUGACGAGGUCCUCCUGAGGGUGGGGGGAUGUCCUGGGUGGUCCAGGGACCUCUGGGGACAUCUGGGCUGGAGCUGGACCCCGUGGGGACGUUCUGAGGGGUCCCGGGGACGUCGUGGGAGGAUCAGGGACCUCGAGAAGACUUGGGGACAGCUGGGGAUGGCCCAGGGCCACGUGGGGACAUCCUGGGUCACCUGGGGACAUCCUGGUGACCCCCAGGGACGUCCCGAGCCUUAUGGGGGGGGGACAUGGGGACAGUCCCCUCCCAGGCCCCCCCCCAGGUGGCCUUAUGGGAGUCCCCCCCCCUCUGUGGGGACAUGGGGUGUCCCCUCGUGCCCCUCCCCCCCCAGGGUGUCCCCCAGCCCCUCCCCCCGCACUCAGGAAGGCCCCGGGGGGGAGGGGCGGGGCCGCUGCUGCUCCCGGGGGUCGCCCCCCCACCCCCAAAUUUUGACCUGCUGUAGCCCCGCCCCCGGCCGGAGGGGUGGGGACAUGCCCAGGGGAGGGGCUGAGCUGUGGCCACGCCCCUGGCCACACCCCCUCCGCGGUGGAUUUUCCAGGUUCUAAUUAAAAACUUUCCAGAAAGA